AUGAGCAACAAUAAGAAAGAGUAGCUUCUCAAAUCAAUCACAAACUAAAAUUAAUCAUAACAAGCAAGAUCAUACACAAGCUCAGCUUUAGCAAGUUACACCAAUAUUAAAGCAAAUGAAACACAUGAGCUGCCGAGUAUUAGAAAUACUUCUAAUACUCCUGGGAUUGGGAUAAAGGCUGAUAAAAAUUUGAGAGCCUCCUCAGUCAACGCAAUUCAAUAGUAAACGUCAUAAACAAGACCUGUUCUAGAAAAACAAAAAGAAAUAGAACAGCUUUUUAACAAACUAGUGGUAAGACCACAUGACAACAUUAUUUCGUCGGAUUAUAUGGAUAAAUAUAAUACAAAAUAAAUGAGACUGAGAAAUAAGCUCGUUAAUCUUUCUCAUUUGAGUUCAACAAAUGAAUAUGGCUCAACCACUAGAAAGCCGUAACUUAAAAGUGCUUGUGAACUUGAAUAGUUGAACAAUACUUAGAAUCAUACCACAAUGAAUAAAUCUCAUCAUAAUACUAUCACUGCUAAGUCUCAGAUCUAAAGCAUUUGGGAUAUAGUCACAUUACACUAGGUCAUGUAGCACUAGCAAGAGAUUAAAGAAGCAUAGAUUAAGAAAAAGUAGAAUAAGGACAUGCUAAAAUCCUCUUAUGAUGAGUAGCAGAAGUUCAUUGAUCACCAGAGAUAAAUGCAAAUUGACGAAAUAGACUAGGAUAAUUAACAGCUAAUUAGGAAUAUCAAAGACCACAAAAAAUUCUUGAGAAGUAAAAAGUAGUAAAAGAAGUAGCAAAUGAGAAUGCUAUAUGAUCACUACACAAAUCAUGUCAAUACUCGCGAUAACAAGAUUAUUUAGGAGUAUGUGAUUAAUAAAAAGGAUGACUAAAUCAAAGUAGCUCAGAUAUCAAAUGAAUAUUAAGUAGAGAAGUAGGAGAAGAAGCUACUUAGAAGAUAUUUACAAGAAGAUGUAUCAAACUUUAACAGGACACAGCAUGAUAAAACGUUGCAAAAUAUAUAGUUAAAGAAAUAGAUUGAUAAGGAUCAAGAUGAAUCUCAGUUGAGACAUCAUUUUAAGCCAUUCGAUACAGCCUAAGAAAGAUAUCGCAACUAAAUCUAAAGAUCACUAGAGAAGCAGGAGGUAAUUAAGUAGUAUACUAUAACUAGUCCAUUAAAGAUUCACUCUCUUGCUGAAAAGGACAGAAAAGAUAACCUUGACUAAAUCAUCAAUAAGAAUUAUGAGAAGGGCAUAGCAGAAUUCAACAAGCGGGAAGAUUAAAAGCUGCUUGUGAUGAAAAAGAAUCUGAGCGAGAUGCGCAGUGAACAGUACAAUCAAAUCAGGAUAAAGAACUUAUUACUGAGAGAAGAGUACGACUUUUCUAAGAUGCAAGAGGAAUAGCUGCUUAAGGUUGAUAAGAAGAUAUUUAAACAGCAAAAGUUGUAGGAUAAACUGAUGAGAUCAAGUUAAAAAGAAAAGGUUAAGGAUGAAUUGUUGAAAUAGAUGCAAGAACAGGAAAGGACCUUCGGAGUAGAGGACAUAGAUAGCAAGGAGUUUGCACUGAAUAAGAAUCUCAUUAAAACAUUCAAAUUUGGAAUCCAGUGA
Molecule: messenger RNA, 1587 nt
Organism: Stylonychia lemnae
Lineage: Eukaryota; Ciliophora; Spirotrichea; Sporadotrichida; Oxytrichidae
Source: the annotation of a GenBank genome assembly